GACAGCUGCGCAGUCCGAGCGAGCCCCGCAGGAAAGCAGGGGCGCAGAGAGGAGCCCCUUGGCCCCGCCACCCUCCCUAGGCCCCCACCUUCAUCCCCCACCCUAGGCCCCCACCAUGGCGCUGGGCUUGGAGCAGGCGGAGGAGCAGCGGCUGUACCAGCAGACGCUCCUGCAGGACGGGCUCAAGGACAUGCUGGACCACGGCAAGUUCCUGGACUGCGUGGUGCGCGCCGGCGAGCGCGAGUUCCCGUGCCACCGCCUGGUGCUGGCCGCCUGCAGCCCCUACUUCCGCGCGCGCUUCCUGGCCGCGCCCGAGCGCGCGGGCGAGCUGCAGCUGGAGGAGGUGUCGGCCGACGUGGUGGCGCAGGUGCUGCACUACCUGUACACGUCGGAGAUCGCGCUGGACGAGGCCAGCGUGCAGGACCUGUUUGCCGCGGCGCACCGCUUCCAGAUCCCGUCCAUCUUCACCAUCUGCGUGUCCUUCCUGCAGAAGCGCCUGUGCCUGUCCAACUGCCUGGCCGUGUUCCGCCUGGGGCUCCUGCUGGACUGCGCGCGCCUGGCCGUGGCCGCCCGAGACUUCAUCUGCGCGCACUUCACGCUGGUGGCGCGCGACGCCGACUUCCUGGGACUCUCGGCCGACGAGCUCAUCGCCAUCAUCUCCAGCGACGGCCUGAACGUGGAGAAGGAGGAGGCGGUGUUCGAGGCGGUCAUGCGCUGGGCGGGCAGCGGCGAGGCCGAGGCGCAGGCGGAGCGCCAGCGCGCGCUGCCCACCGUCUUCGAGAGCGUGCGCUGCCGCCUGCUGCCGCGCGCCUUCCUGGAGAGCCGCGUGGAGCGCCACCCUCUCGUGCGCGCCCAGCCCGAGCUGCUGCGCAAGGUGCAGAUGGUGAAGGACGCGCACGAGGGCCGCCUCACCACGCUGCGCAGGAAGAAGAAGGGGAGGGACGCUGCCAAGGAGGCCGAGAAGGGCGCGGGCGAAGCCAAAGCAGAGGACGAGGAGGAGGCCGAGCGCAUCCUACCCGGGAUCCUCAACGACACCCUACGCUUCGGCAUGUUCCUGCAGGACCUCAUCUUCAUGGUCAGCGAGGAGGGCGCGGUGGCCUACGACCCUGCAGCCAACGAGUGCUACUGCGCCUCCCUCUCCAGCCAGGUCCCCAAGAACCACGUCAGCCUGGUUACCAAGGAGAACCAGGUCUUCGUGGCUGGAGGCCUCUUCUACAACGAAGACAACAAAGAGGACCCCAUGAGCGCCUACUUCCUGCAGUUUGACCACCUGGACUCAGAGUGGCUGGGGAUGCCACCGCUGCCCUCGCCCCGCUGCCUCUUUGGCCUGGGAGAGGCUCUCAACUCCAUCUACGUGGUCGGUGGCAGAGAGAUCAAGGACGGUGAGCGCUGCCUGGACUCCGUCAUGUGCUACGACCGGCUGUCAUUCAAAUGGGGCGAGUCGGACCCGCUGCCCUAUGCGGUGUACGGCCACGCAGUGCUGUCUCACAUGGACCUUGUCUACGUCAUUGGCGGCAAAGGCGGCGACAGGAAGUGCCUGAAUAAGAUGUGUGUCUAUGACCCCAAGAAGUUCGAGUGGAAGGAGCUGGCACCCAUGCAGACCGCCCGCUCACUCUUCGGGGCCACUGUCCACGAUGGCCGCAUUGUUGUGGCAGCUGGGGUCACCGACACAGGGCUGACCAGCUCUGCUGAGGUGUACAGCAUCACAGACAACAAGUGGGCACCCUUCAAGGCCUUCCCGCAGGAACGCAGCUCCCUCAGCCUGGUCAGCCUGGUGGGCACCCUCUAUGCCAUCGGAGGCUUUGCCACACUGGAGACUGAGUCCGGAGAGCUUGUUCCCACAGAGCUCAAUGACAUCUGGAGGUAUAACGAGGAGGAGAAGAAGUGGGAGGGUGUCCUGCGGGAGAUCGCCUACGCGGCAGGUGCCACCUUCCUGCCAGUGAGGCUCAACGUGCUUCGCCUGACCAAGAUGUGAGCAGCCCGGGGCCUGAGCUCAGUACCAUCCCAUCCUGCGGCCCUCACAGAUCUGGCCUUGUGGGUGCUCCGGAGAAGCGGUCAGGAGAGGCCAGAGUCUGGACCCAGUUAGGGUGCCCUGGGGCUUCGUCAGCCAAGGAAAGGGACGCUGCCUGGCCCCGGCCUUUUGGGCAAGGCUGAGGAACUAGUGGCUUCUCCAUUGUCCAUGUCUCCCUGGGUCGUCUUGACCCAUGAGCCAGAACCACAGGGCGGUAUCCUGGCCCUGCCCAGCCUGGCCGAAGCGCUGGAAAGUUCCCCAUAGAACUGAGUCUUCUCGCCUAUCAGGCGGGAGCGUCCCCGUUAAUGCAGUGUACGGGGCAGUCUCUGUCUCUAAGAAGAAUAAAGUGCCUUCUGAGCAAGCA
Molecule: messenger RNA, 2375 nt
Organism: Sapajus apella (tufted capuchin)
Lineage: Eukaryota; Metazoa; Chordata; Mammalia; Primates; Cebidae
Gene: KLHL40
Product: kelch like family member 40
Exons: 6
Coding region: 116-1975 (619 amino acids)
Biological process (GO): negative regulation of proteasomal ubiquitin-dependent protein catabolic process; skeletal muscle fiber development; negative regulation of protein ubiquitination
Cellular component (GO): I band; A band
Molecular function (GO): protein binding
Source: RefSeq, a predicted model, not a curated record